Messenger RNA from Phanerochaete carnosa HHB-10118-sp, 2229 nucleotides. RefSeq lists its product as uncharacterized. The record is from RefSeq and is a predicted model, not a curated record. Bases 213 to 1316 code for a protein of 367 amino acids. NCBI's taxonomy places the organism in Eukaryota, Fungi, Basidiomycota, Agaricomycetes, Polyporales, Phanerochaetaceae. The transcript is spliced from 9 exons. Gene Ontology annotation, molecular function: aspartic-type endopeptidase activity. Gene Ontology annotation, biological process: proteolysis.
AACACACUUAGCCUUUAGCCCGACGUCCUAUACGCCGAACACACACGUAACACUCGGAGGGCAUGUACGCGUGAAUUGGAUGAAACUGGUGACCUCGAUGAAAUGCAGCUCUUAUCAGGAUAGAAUGCGCGUACCAACGCAGCGCCGAGUGCAUAUCUCAUACAAUACCGAAGGCAUGAUCGGAAGGCUAUCAGUCGAACCUUUCGCUAACGAUGCUUCUAGCUUGGCUUUGGCCUGUGACACUCCACGAACACGAGCACCCCUGCACAUUUGCGGGACCGCCCCGUGGUCGCGAUGCGGGUAAGCCGGCCAGUGGCGUCGAUAUAUAUAUUGUUGAUUUCACCAUUCAAGUGAAGGUCGGCGAGCCAGCAAUCCAGUAUACCCUGCUGAUUGACAGCGGAAGCUCGAAUACGUGGGUAGGCGCAAACAAAAGCUACACUCCAACGAGCAGCAGCCACAACACUGGCAAGUCCGUCGGUGUCACAUACGGCAGCGGACGCUUCUCUGGAACAGAGUACCUUGACACGCUCGACCUCGGCAACGGUCUCAUUAUUGCGAACCAGUCCCUUGGUGCCGCUAACGCGUCGUCAGGCUUUGACGGCUCGUUCGACGGCAUACUUGGCAUUGGGCCCAUCAACCUGACGGAAGGCACCAUUCAGGGCUCGUCCGAGCUGGUCCCGACUACCGCAAAUAACCUGAAGUCGCAGGGUAAGAUCGGCGCCGAGGCCCUGGGGAUAUUCUACCCACCGUACGCAGAGAAAGCGUCGGGGUCGAUCACGUUCGGUGGCGCAGACACGAGCAAAUGCACGAGCUCGGUGAGCUACGUGCCGAUUACGAAGGCGAGCCCGGCAAACGACUAUUGGGGCAUCGACCAAAGCAUAUCGUACGCCGGCAAGGUGAUCUCGACCACCACGAGCGGGAUCGUAGAUAGCGGAACGACGAUGAUCCUGCUUGCGACCGACCACUAUCAAGCCUACAUGAACGCGACUGGCGCAGUCAAAGAUAGCAAGACAGGAAUGCUCAGCCUCACAAAUGACCAGUUUAAGAACUUGCAGCCGCUCCAGUUCAAUAUCGGUGGCCAGACAUGGACCCUCAGCGCGAACGGGCAGAUCUGGCCGCGCACAAUGAACACUGCAUUCAGUGGCGACAACGACCACGUAUACCUUGUCAUCGGCGAUCUUGGAAGCGAAAGUGGCCAAGGCUUCGACUUCAUCAGCGGUUACAUGUUCAUGCAGCGCUUCUACACCGUCCUGGACGCGACCAACUCGCGCAUCGGCUUUGCGACAACGCAAUAUACAGAUUCGCAGGCGAACUAAGCCGCCCUUCUUCCUUUUGACUUCCUAAUUGCACAGGCACCGCUCUCACCAGUGACCAGCCUGUUGCUAUAUCUACACGCUAUACAUCUUAGUGAAUUUUGCUGCCCGUUAGCCAGUAGCUAGCCAACCAUGCUGCGCUUGCGUCCACGGAGACGGACCUCAUCGAGCCGCUUGCUUACUGCUGGCCAUUCUUUUCCCAUUUUCUUCUCGUAUGCGCGCAGAACGGAUGUGAAGAACGGUUCGGAGUCGGGGUGUGUUGACGCAAAGGCGCGUUCGAGCACGUACAGAUCGACAGCCUUGUCCUCGACAAGGCUGGACGUGUAGGCGAGCCCAAAGUCAAUGAGCACCAGGUGGGAUGGCGAAGAAGACGUCGGAUGGCGGAGCAUCAUAUUUGAGGUUGUCAGAUCGCCAUGGAUGAUGUCCGCGAGGUGCAUCUUGGCGAUCUCGGUGCCGAUCAUCUGCAUAAGUUCGCCUUUCAGGGAAUUAGUGGUGAUAUCGUAUGAAAUUUCAAAAUAUACCUCGAGAGACGUUGUACUCCGCGAGCGAGUCUUCUUCCAGCAGGGGCACCGCGUCGUCUCCAUCGUCGCCUUCUUCAACGGUUUCGUCCUCUUCCACGCCACCGAGUAAAAACCGUACACUCUUGCCAUCAAUCCACUCAAUUCCAAGGAUACCCUGGACAGUAUCGACCAUCCGGAUCCCUGGAACGCUGACACCGUGUCGCAGGCAUUUCGUGAGUGCACGGGCCUCGCCCGCUACACGUGCUUUGGUCAACGAUGUAUCUAGCGUCGGGUGGCGGUAUUGUUUGUGGAAACGAUACUUCAAUAGGACAUAUUCUGCCUUGCCAGAAGACUCUUCUAUUUGACUAAGGGGCUUGGGGUGAAGACAAGCCCUAUAUAUUUUCUAUUAGAGCGAG